AUGCAGGCUACGGAGGGAUCCCCCACAAUACCCGAAGUAGCAGCGGGCCCUGCUAAGCCAGUGCAGCAAGUGCAGCUGGAGGAGGACCCGUCCGUGGACCGCCUCCUACAGGACAUCGAUUCAUCGGAGGCGCGCAGGAAUUUGAGGGUUGGGGGGCGUUUCAAACUGAGAACUACAAUCUUGUUGGCCCUAUUUGGAAUUCUCCUCGCCUCCCACUUCUUUGUAAGAGGCCUCCUACCGGCGAAUUUGCUCUCGGGACGUUCAUUGCCUUGGCUUUCUGGGACAGCAGCAGCAGACCGCGCCACUGCCCCAGCAGUAGGAGAUGUCGCAGCACCUGCUGCUGCAGUAGGAGAUGACGCAGCACCUGCUGCUCCAGCACCUGCUGCUCCAGCACCUGCUGCUCCAGCAGGAGAUGUUGCUGCCCCUCCUCCGCCACCCACUGCCUCAGCUGAAGACGCUCCUUAUCCUGCCCCGGUGCUUCCGGAGGGCUCCGCGUUCACAGGUGCACCAGGCGAAGGCGCUGAUGAACAAGAGCACGGUAAGAAGAAUAUUGCAUAG
Molecule: messenger RNA, 558 nt
Organism: Eimeria maxima
Lineage: Eukaryota; Apicomplexa; Conoidasida; Eucoccidiorida; Eimeriidae
Exons: 2
Coding region: 1-558 (185 amino acids)
Source: RefSeq, a predicted model, not a curated record